Epithele typhae is the source of this 720-nucleotide messenger RNA. RefSeq lists its product as uncharacterized. Lineage: Eukaryota; Fungi; Basidiomycota; Agaricomycetes; Polyporales; Epitheliaceae. The record is from RefSeq and is a predicted model, not a curated record. The annotation marks the transcript as partial. The transcript is spliced from 3 exons.
CGGUUGAAGAAGAAGUGGUCAGCCCCGGUGUACGCAUUCUACAAACCAGACAUCAAGAUCCUCACCAAUGAGAAAGGCCAAAUCGUGCACGAGUUCUCUUGCGCGAACCCUGGAUGUACACAGAAGAUCAAACGUAACACCCAAACCAACGACAAGACAUCCACAAAGAACCUCCAUCGGCAUGCGAAGUCGUGUUGGAAAGAUGCGGCGUGGAAGGCUGGAACGGGGGCGGGAUCUGCGGACAAGGCUCGGCCCGGUCUGGAGGCGUUCGGUCGCACCGGGAAACUGACUACAGCGUUCAAGCGGGCUGGAAAAGGCAAGGUCACGUAUUCAAUCGUACAGCAUACAUCAAUGGAAACCAGCGACCGAGCGUUCCAGUGCUUGAUGAAGACGGGCCGCCCGGAGUACAAGAUCCCGUCUCCUUCCACUGUCUCACGCGACAUCCGUCAUGUGUUCGCGAAGUGCCGGCAGCGCAUCGGCCGGAUGCUUCAGGAAUAUGAAGGCGAACUAAACUUCACCUUUGACGCGUGGACAUCGCCUAACCAUAGGCCGUUCAUCGCGUUUGCCGUCCACUUGCACCACCGCGGGGCUCCGUUGAGCAUGAUACUGGAUGUCAUCGAGGUUGCGGAGUCGCACUCCGGUUUCGUCAUGGCAGCUGUGUUUGACGCCAUGUUGAAGGACUUCGGUAUCCAAGAUAAGGUUAGUAGUGCAUCUCCAUAG